UACUCCGAGUCGAAACGUAAACGCAACUUGUAAAAAAGAUAGAAUUGACGCUAAUAUAACGAAGCCGCCAUUAUUGUAAAAUAAAAUUUUCAAAAUACAUUUCACGUGCUCAACUGGUUAUUAUUUGUUAUAAAUAGACGUUAUAGUCACAUAUUUGUACAGAAUGGCAGACAACGAUGAUCUCCUCGACUACGAAGAUGAAGAGCAAGCAGAUCAACAGACAGCCGAUGGGGCGACAGAAGCGGCGCCAAAGAAAGAGGUUAAGGGCUCUUACGUAUCAAUACACAGUUCUGGCUUCAGAGAUUUCCUACUAAAACCAGAAAUAUUACGAGCGAUUGUCGAUUGCGGUUUUGAGCACCCUUCAGAAGUACAGCAUGAGUGUAUACCACAAGCAGUAUUGGGUAUGGACAUCCUGUGCCAAGCCAAGUCUGGUAUGGGUAAGACGGCGGUGUUUGUGUUGGCGACGCUACAGCAGCUGGAACCUUCGGAGAACCAUGUCUACGUGCUCGUCAUGUGCCACACAAGAGAGCUGGCUUUUCAAAUCAGCAAGGAAUACGAGCGAUUCUCCAAAUACAUGUCAGGAGUGAAAGUGUCGGUGUUUUUCGGCGGAAUGCCCAUACAGAAAGACGAGGAGGUCCUCAAGACGGCGUGCCCACACAUCGUGGUUGGCACUCCGGGCAGAAUUCUGGCAUUAGUCAACAGUAAGAAGCUGAACCUGAAGCAUUUAAAGCACUUCAUACUGGACGAGUGCGACAAGAUGCUGGAAUCGCUGGACAUGCGGCGUGACGUCCAGGAGAUAUUUAGGAACACACCACACGGCAAGCAGGUGAUGAUGUUCUCCGCCACGCUCAGCAAGGAGAUCAGACCCGUCUGCAAAAAGUUCAUGCAGGAUCCCAUGGAGGUUUACGUUGACGACGAGGCCAAGCUGACGCUGCAUGGCUUGCAGCAACAUUAUGUGAAACUCAAAGAAAAUGAGAAAAACAAGAAGCUGUUUGAACUUCUUGAUGUGCUGGAGUUUAACCAAGUAGUAAUAUUUGUUAAGUCUGUACAACGCUGCAUAGCUUUAGCACAACUAUUGACUGACCAGAACUUCCCUGCAAUAGGAAUACAUAGAUCUAUGACUCAGGACGAACGUCUGUCUCGCUACCAGCAGUUCAAGGACUUCCAGAAGAGGAUAUUGGUGGCUACAAACUUGUUUGGCCGAGGCAUGGACAUUGAGCUGAACAUCGUUUUCAACUAUGACAUGCCUGAAGAUUCUGACACUUACCUGCAUCGCGUCGCCCGUGCCGGUCGCUUCGGUACUAAAGGUCUGGCCAUAACAAUGGUGUCGGACGAAAAUGACGCCAAAAUCCUGAACGAGGUCCAAGACCGUUUUGAUGUCAACAUCACGGAGCUCCCAGAAGAGAUUGAAUUGUCUACAUACAUUGAAGGCCGAUAGAUUUAAGUUCUAACACACCAAUAUGGUCAAAUAGGUUAUUUUUCACUUUUUGUAACAAUACCAGUUUUGUCUUGUGGAUUGAUGUUUAGUUAAAUCGAGCAAGUUAUGUCCAAAACCUAACUCUAGGAUAAAACAAAUGACUGUCUUAAAAUAAAGGCAUUGUGAUAACAAA
Molecule: messenger RNA, 1610 nt
Organism: Manduca sexta (tobacco hornworm)
Lineage: Eukaryota; Metazoa; Arthropoda; Insecta; Lepidoptera; Sphingidae
Gene: Hel25E
Product: ATP-dependent RNA helicase WM6
Biological process (GO): mRNA export from nucleus; mRNA splicing, via spliceosome
Molecular function (GO): RNA binding; RNA helicase activity; ATP binding
Source: RefSeq, a predicted model, not a curated record